CACUUUAGAAAUAUCGUCAGGACAAGAAUGAUAGGAACGCUGGUUUUGGUGGCACUUGCUGCCGGAGUAUGGGCUAUUCCUCCACCUCGACCAGAGGAGUAUGACUUUCUGAAUCAAAACUACACCCUCCCCCUUCAUAUCUUGAAGAGAGCCUCGUUUAAAGAACGAUAUGUUUUACAAGGUGGGGCCGUUGUGAGCAGCAAACCCAGCGCUGCCCAUAUCGUCGUCUCUGCCACCCAUCGAUGUAGCGACCAAGCCUUGGACAAGGCAGCUCAUGGAGUGAGCCUAAUGGUUCGACACAUGCCAUACGAGGUCUUCUAUGGUGUCAGCCGAUCUCACGGUCUGGGAAUCUUCACCCAGGCUGAAUCUAUGGCAGCCUAUCCCGAGAACUACAAUCUGGCUGACACCCCACAAUGUAGAGGUCGAUGUUCCGGAAGCUGUGCCCAUACUUGUACAUUCGACGGCAGAAAAUGGUCAAGCAUUGCUGGAUUAACCAACUCCAGAAGUGUGGUCUUAGAUCACGUGGUCAUGUGUGAUCGAUAUGACCCCUAUCACCAUAACGACAACAUCCUGGUCCAUGAGUUCGGUCAUCUUGUUAUGGGAUACAUGCCUUCACAAUGGAGAUCCAAGAUCAAUGCUGCAUACAGUCACGAGAAAUACGCCAGACUCUGGAAACCCGGUGUCUACGCUACAGCCAAUUCAGCUGAAUAUUGGGCCGAGGCCACUGAAGCUUUCUUCAUGGCAACAACCAGAACUGACGUCACAGGAGGUACCAAUAUGUGUGGUACUUCCCAUCCUUGUUCUACUGAAGCUCAAGCUCGAUCUUACUUGAGUCAGCACGAUCCCCAGUUAUUCGAUGUCCUGAGUUAUGCCUACACCAACCACCAUCCUGAACUUCCCGGCAACAUCAAAGUCUGUUUGUAAUUGAAGAAUAACAAAUAUAUAUUAAGGUCUGCU
Molecule: messenger RNA, 957 nt
Organism: Lottia gigantea (owl limpet)
Lineage: Eukaryota; Metazoa; Mollusca; Gastropoda; Lottiidae
Exons: 7
Coding region: 28-924 (298 amino acids)
Molecular function (GO): metallopeptidase activity
Source: RefSeq, a predicted model, not a curated record